AUGCCAUCCUUCUCCUCCUCAAAUCACCUAAUUCGUUCCAUGCGUUCUCUUCUUCUUCCUUCACAAAAUAUUGCCCUUACCAGCUGGGUAUCGUGGCCAGGGUUGGUGGCGUUUCAUGUUGCCAAAGGGCACCAUACCGAUGCAAAAGACAGGGUCUCGGACUUGGGAUCCAUUGCUGAUGACAACGAAAGAAAUACAAAAACACAGUCGUUUCAGGUACAGCCAAGAUCCGUUCCAGUUCAUGUAGCACACGAGCUUCUUCAGGCUGGACACCAGUAUUUGGACGUCAGGACCCAUGAUGAGUUCCGUGCUGGACAUCCUUCUGGGGCCAUGAACAUUCCCUACAUGUUUAAAAACGGAGCAGGCAAAUCUCUUGAAAUAUUAUCUCAAUAA
This is a messenger RNA of Dovyalis caffra, 393 nucleotides long. Lineage: Eukaryota; Viridiplantae; Streptophyta; Magnoliopsida; Malpighiales; Salicaceae. The record is from the annotation of a GenBank genome assembly.